Messenger RNA from Prunus persica (peach), 990 nucleotides. Its product is annotated as nucleolin-like. NCBI's taxonomy places the organism in Eukaryota, Viridiplantae, Streptophyta, Magnoliopsida, Rosales, Rosaceae. The record is from RefSeq and is a predicted model, not a curated record. The coding region runs from base 1 to 990 and encodes 329 amino acids. The transcript is spliced from 3 exons.
AUGAAGAAAGAACAAACUAGAAGAACCUCCAAACCAAAAGGACAACAGUCAUCAUCCAAAACAAAAACAAACAAGAAGCCAAGCAGAUGGGAGGACCCAAAUUAUGUGCAGAUCAAGAGCAACAUGCUCUCCUUUGCAACAACAAUUGACAAUAUCAGACAAAGACUUGAACGUCGGAACGAUGUCUUAACACUGCUAUCAAAGACACCUUUUUGGACAUUGAUAGAUGCAUAUAUGCAGAGAAGGUUAACAAAGGUAGAGUGCAUGAAGUCUAACUAUGACAUCGUGAGACUCAUACAAGUUUAUGACACAAAGACAAAGAAGGUCAGGUUUAAUGAUGGUGACAGUGAGAUGAAAAGCCAAGAUGUGGAUGAAAUUUUUGGCUUGCCAAACAGAGGCAAGAAGCUACCAAGCACAACAACCUCAACAAGGCCAGAUUUGCAAUUUGUAAAGAAAUACUUCACGGGUUAUAAGAAGAUAACAAAGAGUUCAAUUGAUAAGUGCUUGAACUUAGCACUUGAAGAUGAAACAGAAGAGGGUGCUAUGGAUUAUUGGCUGUGUCAAAUAUCUAACUUGUUCACUCCAAUUCCUGGAAGAGAAGAAAUGACACCAGCGGCUGUCAAAUGGAGUCUUCAAGAACUCAACGCGAAGCUUAAUCAUAUAAAGAACAACCAGAUAAGGAUAAAAAGCACUAAAGCUCAAGAGCCGGAUGAUGAUUCUGAAGAAGAGAAUGAAGAGAAUGAUGACGAUUCUGAAGAAGAGAAUGAAGAGGAGGAUGAUGCUGCUAAAGAAGUGAAUGAAGAGCAUGAUGAUGCUGCUGAAGAAGAAAAUGAAGAGAAUGAUGAUGCUGCUGAAGAGGUCAAUGAAGAGCAUGGUGAUGCUGCUGAAGAAGAAAAUGAAGAGGAGGAAGAUGCUGAAGUGAAUGAAGAGCAUAAUGAUGCUGCUGAACAUCAAGUCCAGCAACACCACCAGAGAAGACCUCCAAACUGA